Aureobasidium vineae is the source of this 585-nucleotide messenger RNA. The record is from the annotation of a GenBank genome assembly. Lineage: Eukaryota; Fungi; Ascomycota; Dothideomycetes; Dothideales; Saccotheciaceae.
AUGGCCGACUCUUACCAAUCAUCUCAUUAUGACCACCCCAUCCCCGACAUGAGCAAGCCAUUUGACUUGAGAUGUCCCGACAACACAGACCUCUGGCGUAUUCCUCCAUCAACAAAUCGCGGCAACACACCUCACAUCUACCGUACCGUGACGGCCUCAGACUUCAAGUCAGCAAAAGUGACCGUCUCCGGCCCCUGGACCAAACUCUACGAUCAAGGCGGGCUCUGCAUGAUCAUCGAUAUACCUGGCGCUCAGCAGAACAAAUGGGUGAAGACCGGAAUCGAGAUGUUGAACGGCAAGCCUCGUGUCAGUGUCGUUGGUACUGAUACCUGGUCUGAUUGGAGUUUGCACCCGAUCGUCGCGGCUGACAAAGUAUCUGCCACCAUCGAGAUGGUUGUCGAGCAUGACCAUCUGUGGGUCUAUCUUCUUGGUGACGACGGCGAACGCCACCCAAUGAGAGAGAUCGCUUGGUGGAAUGCCUUGCCCAAGGACGCACAGUGCAAGGUCGGUGUCUCAGCAGCGAGACCGGCCAGUGAUGGGGGUGAAUUGAUUGUACAUUAUGAGAAUUUGAUCACCAGCGCAUAG